UAGCUGAUGUGUGACCUCACCCAUUUCAGUAACUUGAGGACAUCCAGUCUUUCUCUCUGGUCUCACAAUGCUUUACAAUGCUUUAUUAUCACUAGCAGCAUUUAUGUUUUGUCUUAGUCUUUUCCUGGUGCACAGAGCCAGUGUUUUAGAAAAUGAUUUUCGCAAACUCCAAGGGGACAUAAUUCUACAAUUAAAUCAGCCACGUUCUGAGGGAGUCAAUGGGAAAAUGGCCAAGAUGUCUAAAACAAGUGAGGACAUAAAGCCAAGUACUUUGCAAAAAGCUCAGAGUUCUCUGAAGAUGUCUUCAAGGAGAGUAAAACGGGAACAGGGCAGCUGCAGAGCUCCAACAUCAUUCCUGCAGUUAACAGCUAACAUUAACAAACAGCCAGACACAAGAGGAAAUAUAACAGUGAUCCCUUGGACUGUUUCUGCGCAGCAAGGAAAUGCAAUUUCACAAAAAGAAAACAGAAUUGUUGUCCAAGAAGAUGGAUUUUACUUGGUGUUUGGACAAGUAUUGUGUCACUGUUACUCAAGCAUAACUAAAUUGAUAUUACAUCUGAUUUGUUCCAACUGCUCCGCUAAUGUUCUGCUUAAUUCACAGGUUUUGUUCAAAAGCCCAAGUACAGUUAUGGGUCACAUCAUUCGAAGCUGGGGUACCACUGGAACGGGGACGACAUCAACAGAGCUCUUGCGCUGCCUGCAAGAGAUGCCAGAUGAAACUCCUGCCAAUACAUGCUACACCUCAGGCAUAGUGCAGCUGCAUCAGGACGAUGAGCUAGAGUUGGUGAUACCAUACAGGCCCCAAGCCCUCAUCUCUAUGGACGCAGACUCAACCUUUUUUGGUGUCAUACAGCUGAACUGAGACAAGACAGUAUGAAGAUGAUAACUCUGCAGCUCGUUGCUGCAGGAUGUAGAAAACUGACACUGAGCCGUGUGAGGGGAUGCUGAUAAAAGACAGUGACAGACAGCAGCAGGAUAACUGUCGGAGCCUGUCAUUAAUCUCAGGAAAAUACAUAAUGAACUUUUUAAGUGAACUUCCCAUUUCUUGUGUCAGUUUUUUGAAGACAACUUCUUUUAAAACCCUUUAGCUUUGAUGGUGUAUCCUUCAGGUAGUCCACCUGGGCCUGUCCCCUAGUAUUGUUUAUGUGCGCUACCAUCUCCUUUCAUCAGUCUAUUUUAACAUGUCUCUUUAUACCUUGCCGGGAGCUUCCCUCCAGCUCCACCACCGCGCCGUCUGUUUAUUUGUUCCUCUCGUCUAUUUUAGAAUCGUUUCCGUUUUCCUAAUAUGUCAGGAACAAACAAAGGUUUAAAUUUAUAUUUCUCUGGAGGUGUUUUCCUGGUUGACACAAAAUGCUCAACACUGUAAAUACUUUAUCAUGAUACAAUUUAACUUGUUACAAAAUAAAUGUGUAUUAGUACAAAUAAAUUCCCAAUUGGUAUUAAGGUUCAUAACUAAUUUAGAACGUAUGCAUCUGUAUAAUUGGUUACAUUAAAGACAGAAAUAUGAGCAUCUUUGUCUAAAAGCCUGUUUUUAUCCAAAUGUUUUCUUAAUAGAAAAGUGACAUAUCAGUGGUCAAGCCUUUAUUGUCUAAAUAUAGUAUCCACAGUGCCUAUCUGGUGUCCACAGCUGUUUUCUCUCUUCUAUUUUUUAUGAAGCCUGGCUAUAAGAGGGUGUGUGUGUGUGUGUGUGUGUGUGUGUGUGUGUGUGUAUAUGAGCUCUGGCAGCAGCAGUAGUG
Molecule: messenger RNA, 1736 nt
Organism: Sebastes umbrosus (honeycomb rockfish)
Lineage: Eukaryota; Metazoa; Chordata; Actinopteri; Perciformes; Sebastidae
Product: tumor necrosis factor ligand superfamily member 13B-like
Exons: 5
Coding region: 68-862 (264 amino acids)
Biological process (GO): immune response
Cellular component (GO): membrane
Molecular function (GO): receptor ligand activity; tumor necrosis factor receptor binding
Source: RefSeq, a predicted model, not a curated record